AUGUCCGACGUCCGUGUCCUCACCGGUCCCGAAGUUGCUGCCCACGCCAGUCGGGACGACUGCUGGAUCAUCGUCCAUGGCAAAGUCUACGACGUGACUGAGUUUUUACCUGAGCACCCGGGUGGCCAGGCCAUCAUCCUUAAGUACGCCGGGAAGGAUGCGACGGUUGCCUACGAGCCCAUCCACCCUCCCGAUGCGAUCACGACAAACCUGCGCCCCGAGAAGCACCUUGGCGUCAUCGAUGCGAGCACAGUAGCCAAGGUUGUCCAAGAGGUGACUGAGGAGGAGAAGCGGCGGCAGAAGUUCCUCGCAGCGCGGCCACCCCUCGACAGCAUCAUCAACAUGCACGACUUCGAGUCUGUCGCGCGCCAGGUCAUCACGGAGAAGGCUUGGGCCUAUUACUCGUCUGCGUCCGACGAUGAGAUCACCAUUCGUGAGAACAGGAUGGCGUACCAGCGCGUUUGGUUCCGUCCACGCAUACUCCGGGACGUGACCGUGGUGGACUGGUCGACGACGAUCCUCGGACACAAAUCCAGUCUCCCCGUCUACAUUUCGGCGACUGCACUUGGCAAGCUCGGGCACCCAGAGGGUGAACUCUGUCUUACUCGGGCAGCGGCAAACCACGGGGUGAUCCAGAUGAUUGCGACGUUGGCGUCGUGCUCGUUUGACGAGAUCGUCGACGCUGCCAAGCCCGACCAGACGCUCUACCUGCAGUUGUACGUGAACAAGGAUCGCGAGAUUACGAGGAAGUAUGUGCAGCACGCGGAGAAGCGGGGCGUCAAGGCGCUCUUCAUCACCGUCGACGCGCCCCAACUCGGCAGGCGCGAGAAGGAUAUGCGCAUGAAAUUUGUUGGCGAUGAUGGCGUCGCCAAAGUCCAGGAGGGCCAGGACGGUGUCAAGAAAGAUCAGGGCGUUGCCCGCGCCAUCAGCUCCUUCAUCGACCCCAGCCUCUCAUGGAAGGACAUUCCCUGGUUUAAGAGCAUCACAAAGAUGCCCAUUAUCCUGAAGGGUAUUGCUACGGCUGAGGACGCCAUCCUCGCGUAUGAGGCGGGCGUCCAGGGUAUUGUCCUCUCCAACCACGGUGGUCGCCAGCUGGACACCGCGCGAUCUGGUCUCGAGAUCCUCGUCGAGGUGACCGCGGCCCUGCGCGCGCGCGGCUACUUCCCCGACCCCAAGUUCGAGAUCUUCGUCGACGGCGGUGUGCGUCGCGCGAGCGAUGUGCUCAAGGCACUUGCCCUCGGGGCGAAGGCCGUUGGUGUUGGCCGGCCAUUCCUGUACGCAUUCUGUAGCUACGGUCAGGAGGGUGUGGAAAAGGCGAUCCAGAUCUUCAGGGACGAGUUUGAGAUGAACAUGCGCCUCUUGGGCGCGCGGACGAUCGACGAGCUGGUCCCGGAGAUGGUUGACGCGAGUGCGUUGUCGUCGCACAUCGUGAUGACACCACAGGACAACCUGUUCCAACAAACUUACCAACCCCUCGCCGGUGCCAAGUUCAACGAGAGCAAGCUGUAG
Messenger RNA from Fibroporia radiculosa, 1509 nucleotides. RefSeq lists its product as uncharacterized. The coding region runs from base 1 to 1509 and encodes 502 amino acids. Gene Ontology annotation, biological process: lactate metabolic process. Gene Ontology annotation, molecular function: heme binding; L-lactate dehydrogenase (cytochrome) activity. The transcript is spliced from 15 exons. Lineage: Eukaryota; Fungi; Basidiomycota; Agaricomycetes; Polyporales; Fibroporiaceae. The record is from RefSeq and is a predicted model, not a curated record.